CUCCACGCUCAUUGGUGGUUACCGGCCGAUGACGCGACGCUCGACCGGGCGGUGGCGUUAACGCUGUAAUGGAGCCGGGUUGAGGCGCUCUUUUCGCGUUGAAGACCGCUGAGAGAGCCUCGCAAAGGUGACGACUUGUGGAGCGCUUGAGUCAUUUUUUUUCCAAUGGAGACAAUCAAACACAGUGAAGAGGUGCUGAGAGCAGCUUUAAUUUCUAAUCAUAAGGACCUUAUUGACUUGUACCAGAAAUACAGCCCAAGUGUGAAAAGAUUCCUAGAAGAAGCACUGCGUGGAAAAAGUAUUCUUUUCAAACCUAUUGAGUUACAAUCAAAGUCCGAUUGGAUCCGUAGUCACCCUGAAGCAAAGCAAGAUUUUUACACGUUUUACAACAACCCACACAGGAAAACACCAGUUCCUCGGAAGAAUGUAAUUUACAUUCAAACCAUUGGUUCAUUUGGUGACUCGGAGGCAACUACCAAUAUGUACAUACAUUGGUUAAAAGAAUAUUGUGAGGCAUUUUUCUUUGGGCUGAAGGUGAAAUUCCAGGAACCAAUUUCGGUAUCACACAUUGGUUGUAUGUUCCGUAUGAAUAAAUAUUCAGAAAAUCUGCAGAUUCAUACAGGUGGUAUUCUCAAAUAUCUAAAGAAGAGAAAGCCCAAAGAUGCCUUCUGCAUUGUUGGAAUUACAAUGAUUGAUCUUUAUCCAGAAGAUUCAUGGAAUUUUGUUUUUGGACAGGCAUCCCUCACAGAAGGAAUAGGUAUUUUCAGUUUUGCCAGAUAUGAUGAUGAAUUUUACACCAUGAAUUAUAAGGGAAAACUGAAGGGCAAGCAGCCUGUGGUUUCUGGUGAUUAUUCAGUUUUUGAUGAAUACUACACACCAUCUAUAACAAGCAAGCUGCUGUUAAGAUCAUGCAAGACUUUAACUCAUGAGAUUGGACACAUUUUUGGUAUGCAGCACUGCCAGUGGCUGCAAUGUGUCAUGCAGGGAUCGAAUCAUUUAGAUGAGUCUGAUCGACGUCCAAUUGAUUUAUGCCCAAUAUGCCUAAGAAAGCUGCAGUGUGCCAUUAACUUUGACAUUAAAGAAAGAUGCAAGGCACUGUUGCAGUGGAUUGAGGAAGAUUCUACAUCAAUAGUGGUAUCUCACAAACCCACUGAAGCAUUUGAAGAAUGGAAAGAAUGGUUGUUGCAGUGUUUGCAGCUUUUGGAGGAGUGAAAUUUAAUCAGUUUGAUUCACUAGGUAAUCAAUAAGCUUAAGAGCUUUGGAAUUCUGUUUAAACUUAAUUUUUUGUAUAAAACAGCUAAAUGCAGAAUGAUAAGCCCUUAAAUAAGUGGUGUAUAGUGUGAGAAAUUUAUAAUAUUUCUGGCUUAUUGAAGUUUUGUGAUAUUUCGGGAGUUUUAAUAAUGAGAUAUUUUUAAUAUGAAACUUUGAAAAUGUGCAUUAUCAAUGUCAAGUUUAUUGCUAUAUGUACAAGUGUAAUUUAAAAACUUGGUUGGAAGGAAUAGUUAAUUCUUAGAGGAAUGACAAAAUCUUGCUUAUGUAGAUCAUGUGUUGCACAUGUGUUUGCAGUUAGCUCUGAAGGAUUAGGUCAUCUCUAGUUUAGGCUUUGGAACCUAAUCUUUCAAAUUGAGUUUUUGUAACUGCAGCACAGUAAUUAAAGCUGUUAUGGUAUAGGAGAAUAGAUUCAUUUGAAACUGUAAUUAUAUUGGCAUUAGGUUGCUGGUAUUAAAUGACUUAGAACCUCA
This is a messenger RNA of Hypanus sabinus (Atlantic stingray), 1742 nucleotides long. RefSeq names its product archaemetzincin-2 (gene amz2). The record is from RefSeq and is a predicted model, not a curated record. Bases 166 to 1212 code for a protein of 348 amino acids. Gene Ontology annotation, biological process: proteolysis. NCBI's taxonomy places the organism in Eukaryota, Metazoa, Chordata, Chondrichthyes, Myliobatiformes, Dasyatidae. The transcript is spliced from 7 exons. Gene Ontology annotation, molecular function: metallopeptidase activity.